AUGCAGGCCAGUGCUGUUCUCAUUGUCCUCUGUACCUCAGCGUACUGGGUCCUCAUGAACUCUCAACCUAUCCCAACUGUGGAACCUAAGACAACUGAUUUAAUAAAACAGACUCUAGAUAUGUUCAAUGAAACUACUCUUCCCUCUGCUGAGGUAAAGGUCCCAGAUAAUGAUGAAGAUGAGUGCUUUGGGAGAAACAUGGAAUUCUACAUAGAAGCUACGCAAAGCAUCUUUAGAGAUGUCGAUAAAGUCCAAAAAGUUAAAGGAAAUCUGAAAGAAAUCAAGGGCCACCAACCUGGGCUCAGAGAAAGUGAAACCUACAAAGGUGCUUUUUCCCUUUCUAUUUGUGAUUGGGAUGAGAUAAGGGGUGACAAUGUUAAACACUACAAAAUUCAGAAAUUUGAGAAUGGUGGAUAUUAUAUCACAACCAGAGCACAAUUUGAUACUUUACAGAAACUAGUCAAACACUACACGGGAACAUGGAAUGGGACAACAAAAGUAGCAAUCAAAACACUAAAGCCUGGUACAAUGAUGCCAGAAGCUUUUCUUCAGGAAGCUCAGAUCUUGAAGAAACUAAGACAUGAUAAACUUGUUCCAUUAUAUGCUGUUGUUUCUGAGGAACCAAUUUAUAUUGUCACUGAAUUUAUGUCAAAAGGAAGCUUAUUAGAUUUUCUUAAGGAAGGAGAUGGAAAGCAUUUGAAGCUCCCACAACUAGUUGAUGUGGCAGCACAGAUUGCUAAUGGUAUGGCAUAUAUUGAAAGAAUGAACUAUAUCCACCGAGAUCUUCAAGCAGUUAACAUCCUUGUAGGAGAUAAUCUUGUUUGUAAAAUAGCAGAUUUUGGACUAGCCAAGCUAAUUGAAAAUAAUGAAUACACUGUAAAACAAGGAGCCAAAUUUCCAAUCAAGUGGACAGCUCCUGAGGCUGCAUUAUAUGAUCGUUUCACAAUUAAAUCUGAUGUCUGGUCAUUUGGAAUUCUACUAACACAACUUGUGACAAAGGGUAGAGUGCCAUAUCCAGGGAUGGUAAAUCAUGAAGUCUUGGAACAGGUAGAAUGGGGAUACAGAAUGUCUUGUCCUCAGGGCUGCCCAGAAUCUCUCCAUGAGCUGAUGAACCUUUGUUGGAAGAAGGACCCUGAUGACAGACCAACAUUUGAAUAUAUUCAGUCCUUUUUAGAAGACUACUUUACUCCUACAGAACCACAGCACCAGCCAGGUGACAAUUUAUAA
Messenger RNA from Gracilinanus agilis (Agile Gracile Mouse Opossum), 1227 nucleotides. Its product is annotated as tyrosine-protein kinase Yes-like. The coding region runs from base 1 to 1227 and encodes 408 amino acids. The record is from RefSeq and is a predicted model, not a curated record. Lineage: Eukaryota; Metazoa; Chordata; Mammalia; Didelphimorphia; Didelphidae. Gene Ontology annotation, cellular component: extrinsic component of cytoplasmic side of plasma membrane. The transcript has 5 exons. Gene Ontology annotation, biological process: innate immune response; cell differentiation; protein phosphorylation. Gene Ontology annotation, molecular function: non-membrane spanning protein tyrosine kinase activity; signaling receptor binding; ATP binding.